AUGGGCUUAUUGUUCACAAAGUUUUGGAGGCUUUUCAACUCUCGAGAUUAUAAAGUCAUAAUUUUGGGGUUGGAUAAUGCUGGAAAAUCUACUAUUUUGUACCAGUUCGUUCUCAAAGAAGCUGUACAGACUUCUCCCACCAUUGGAAGCAAUGUUGAGGAAGUAAAGUGGAAGAAUCUGCAUUUCGUAAUGUGGGAUAUUGGUGGACAGACUUCUGUUAGGGCUUCCUGGACCACAUACUUUGCAGGCUCAGACAUCGAGAGCGUCUAUACCUGA
Schistosoma margrebowiei is the source of this 276-nucleotide messenger RNA. Lineage: Eukaryota; Metazoa; Platyhelminthes; Trematoda; Strigeidida; Schistosomatidae. The record is from the annotation of a GenBank genome assembly.